AUGGCGUUCUGGGUGCCCUGAAACGCUAGUUUAAAAAAAUGUUUAACCAGCUUCAAACAGGUGGGAAAACCUGGCAACGCUGCCUUGUCGUUGCCGCGUGGACAAGGAAACCACUACUUUCUGAAAAUGAGGACGUCACCACCCCCUCCCCAUCACAUGACCGGAAGUGAGCACCGCUGCCAAGCCAACACAAUACUACAGUGCAAUACUACAUAAUACUACAGUAUCUGAGUAUUUCAUCUGGCAUGACUCCCAGUCCACAUUCUCCUGAUAUUUUUGGGUCUUAUACUCCAAAGGGUAGAAGUAAUUCCACGUUACGUUUCACGCAUGUGUUCUUUCUUCUUCUGUUGUUUUGGUCUGCCGUGUGUGUGUGUGUGUGUGUGUUUAUAGCGCCACAUGUAGGUGUGCCGUAUGUAUGACAUCCUUUUCAUGCCGUGAUCCAUUCCCGUGUGGACGUGACUAUUUACCGAUCCCACACUGUGUGGAUGCCAUUUUUUUUCAACCUUUGAAAAAAACAAAUCCCGUGCGGACAGGGCGUCAACCUCCUUUUAUCUGCUGGUGUAAAAUGCUAACAGUAAAAGUUGAGGUCAGGUGAGCUUGACUGAUUCGCCUUCUAUACUAGCUUGUUUUUUCUCAAGGCCACUUAGCGGACUUCCUCUAAUCCCUGUGCUUGCUUUAGCCCCUCCAACAGUGGUCUUUUUACACUUCCCCGCCUUUGAAGCGCUGACCUCCCCCGCAGGCUGCCGGCGGCGCUGAGGCCUCCUCUUACCGCUGCACGUCAGACCGCAUUAGGCUGAGACGAGCCAGGUGGCCGUCUCGGCGGUUCCAGCGCUAUGAUUUCCUCCGCAAACAAUCAGAUUGCUUCAAAAGUUUCAUGCGGAGCUUCAGCCACCCUCGCUGCCUCCUCCCAGCAUCUGCUGCUGAUCCAGAUUGUCCCCGUCUGUCCCACCCCCAGAAUUCUCCUUCUGAAGCUCCACUGUGGAACGUCAACAACACUAACGUGAUGACGGCCAUAGACUGGAACUUGGAAGCACAAAAGGGGGACGCAUGUGUCCUGAAUGCGUUUGGCUUCAUGUCCCGCGUGGCGCUACAGGCGGAGAAGAUGAACCAUCACCCCGAGUGGUUCAACACCUACAACAAGGUCCAGAUCACGCUGACGACCCACGACUGCGGCGGCCUGUCCAAGCGAGACAUCAGGAUGGCAAAGUUUAUCGACAAGGUGGCUCUUUCCAUGUAACGUACGUUUGCUGUUUUGCCAAACACUUUGUUAAAUAAAUGUCAUGUUUGUGUCGAUCGUCUGCUCACGUGUUGAUGGGCUUGUAUUGAUCACGUGAUUCGUGACCAGCUCAAAGUCAGCUUGGAUUUAUUUCGCUCACACUUUGUCACACUCAAAAACAAGUCGUCAUUUUUCUAAUGUAGUUAUUUUUCAAUAAGAUAAAAUAGCUAAUCAUCUGUUCAAUAAUAAUAAUAAUCAUCUAUAACAUAACCGAAUCAUCUUUCAAUAAUAAUAAUCUAUAACAUAAUGUAAUCUUUCAAUAUUACUAAUAAUAACACCAAUAAUAAUAAUAAUAUUAAUUUCUAAAGUAAUCAUCUUUCACUAAGAAUCAAAUAUAACGAUGACGGCAAAAUAAGAGUAGGAUGUAAAAGGUGCCACGCAUUUAGCCAUUUCCAUGCUUUAAUCAUCAUUUCUUUUUCUUCUAUUCACGCAACAUAUACAGUAUAUAGAUGAUAUAUAUGUACAAGAAGGCCAAAUCCACACCACUUCCACAAAUGACAGAACCCAGACCCAGUUUGGGGCGGCCGUCUGCCUCCAUCAGCUAAUUUUGGAAAGUUGUUAUGUUUUCCGCCAUCCCCAAAUCCACCAUAUGAAUCAUAUUCAUUAUUUGACACUUCCAAAGUUCCCUUUUGACAUUGAAAAGAACCGUUUUCUUUAACGUUGAAUUACCGUCAACUUCCCGACAGGACAAUUCGUGUUCAGCCGUCGUUGCUGAUUUUUCGUUUGGUAUGAACGACUGUUAUUAUUUGCAACACAUCCAAACCAAAAUUCCAUCUGGAAGGAUUUACUUCUCACUUGUGUGAUUUCAAAGAUGGAAGUGGAGUCCAAGGAACGGAAAGAGAAAGCAGGAAAAAUAGCUGAAAAUUAAAAAUAUCCAAAUAAAUAAUAAUAAUAACAAUAAUAAUAAUAAUAAUAGCAUGAAAUUCAAAUAAUGAUUUUCUCCAGCUUGACAAGCGGCUUAGACUUUGCUGUGGAUUUCUUUCUUCUUUUCUGUCUGCUACUUGAUCUACAGUUUGUAUCUUUACUGUACUGUACUGCCACACCUCCGCUACAUAAUACUAUAUAGAGUACUGUAUAUACUCUCACUACAUUUCCCCGCUGUGGGAUAAAUAAAGUACAAAUACAAAUACAUACUACAUGCUGUAUAAACACACACACCAUCACAUCAUACUACGUACUGUACUGUAUAUAUCCAUCCAUCCAUCCAUCUUCUAUGCCGCUUAUCCUCAUAGGGUCGCGGGUAUGCUGGAGCCUAUCCCAGCUGCCCUGGGGCAAGAGGCGGGGUGCGCCCUGGACUGAUCGCCAGCCAAUCUCAGAGCACAUAUAGACAAACAUUCAACAAUUUAGAGUCUAACAUGCAUGUUUUUGGAAUGUGGGAGUACUCGGAGAAAACCCAUGCACGCGGAGAUUCGAACCUAGGUCUUCCCUAUCUCCUGACUGUGUGGCCAACAUGCUAACCACUCGGCCACCGUAUGGCCUUGUACUGUAUAUGUACUCUCAUAAAUACACAUUUGUGAGUUGGAUACACACUGCGGAUGGAACGAUACCGUAACCUAAGUCACAAAGGUCACCAGGUAGACGCCACAUGACAUCAGUCAGCUGACAUCAAAGGUCCCCUCCUGAUUGGCUGUUGCUCCUCGGCGGCAAAGAUGAAAUCCCGGCAGGCGGGAACAAUCAGUGGGCUGAUUGUUGUGUGUGGCUGGCGGCAUACGGCGUCGCUCGCAUCAUAGAAAAAUGCAUUUUUCGUGGUUAUGAUCCAAUACGGUACAUAAAGUCCUCAUUGCAUUUGAAAGUUGCUAUUUUUCCAUUAGUUGGAAUUAUUGUUGCUCCAGGUGUUAGACGGCGCCAUGCGUGCCCUGAGCACUGUUAUGGAAAUGUGUUUUUCUACACUUACAUGUUAUUGUCGCUAUGAUGUGAUGAUGAAAUGAAAACAGAAAUGUUUUUUUCUGUAUUGCCUUGAUUUAGGCUAUAUUGUCAUUUGAAUGAUUGUUUUCCUUUCUUUGCUAAUUGUCAUGUUUGAUAGCAGACUGGAUCACGUGUACAUCAAUUUUGGAAGGAAAUAGAGUCAUGACCGCUACGCUCUUGAAAUAUAUUGAAUUAUGUGGCAUUAUCUUCCCGGCCAUGUUGAAUUGAAUUGCAAAUGAUUUCUUUUUAUUACAGCAGAAAAUGAGGGUGGUAUAAAUAUGAAACCUAAACAUUCAUUUCAUAUUAAAAAAACCUCUACUUUUCA
Dunckerocampus dactyliophorus (ringed pipefish) is the source of this 3506-nucleotide messenger RNA. Its product is annotated as pterin-4-alpha-carbinolamine dehydratase 2-like. The coding region runs from base 875 to 1237 and encodes 120 amino acids. The transcript is spliced from 3 exons. Gene Ontology annotation, biological process: tetrahydrobiopterin biosynthetic process. Lineage: Eukaryota; Metazoa; Chordata; Actinopteri; Syngnathiformes; Syngnathidae. Gene Ontology annotation, molecular function: 4-alpha-hydroxytetrahydrobiopterin dehydratase activity. The record is from RefSeq and is a predicted model, not a curated record.